CUGGCGCAUGCGCGUCUCGGCGUCCGGGUGACUGGUUGGGGCUGCGGAGCGAGGCGCGCAGGCCGGGGGGCCGAGGCGAGCAUGGAGGAGGCCAGUCGGGUCCAGCGCCGGCUGUCCCGAGUCGGGGAGAGUCUCUACGUGGUGCUGGGGCUGCAGAAAGGUGCUACACCUGAGGACAUCAAGAAAGCCUACAGGAAGCUAGCCCUGAAGUUCCACCCGGACAAAAACCCCGAGGACCCAGGGGCAGCGGAGAAGUUCAAGGAGAUCACGCAGGCCCACGCGACGCUGAGCGACCCCGAGCGGCGCCGGCUGUACGACGAGUAUGGCUCCCUGGGGCUCUACGUGGCGGAAGCACUUCGGCGAGGACAGCGUCAGUACUACUUCCUCAUGUCCAAGUGGUGGUUCAAGGCCCUGACUAUUGUGGGCGCCCUUCUCACCUGCUGCUGCUGCUGCUGUUGCUGCUGCUUCUGUUGCGGGCGGUGCCGGCCGCCAGAUGACGACGACGCCUACAAGCACGUGGACCCCGAGGACCUAGAAGCACAGAUCCGGGCUGAGGACGGAGGUGCCGACCCCGUGAUAGUGCAGCCUGCUGCCCAGCCUGCCCUGCACGUCACAGAUGAGACUCAACAGCCCCGGCCCUGACCGGAGCAAGGACCCUGAUCUCUGGCCCGGCCCCGGCUUCCGUGGAGGACGGAUCCCGGCUCUGGAGCCGUCACACCAGCUGACUCUCCCUUACGGCCCACGGCACGGGCAUGGGACACCUUCUCCUCCCAGCGCCUAUGCCCCGCUCCGUUCCACUGUGACUCAUCUCUCAGGAAAAGCAGGCGUCGGGGGGGAGAGGGGAGAGUGCUCCUCGUCGCCCUGCCUCUCUGGGACAGCUAGAUGCUAGCACCACGCACCGUGCACCAGCAAUGGCACCUUUCCCCGCUCCUGGGAUAUUCCUUCCGGUGACCCCAAGCUCCAAGGUUCCCAUUCUGCGGGGCAGGGGUGUUGACCGCGGUUGGGGAAGAAAGCGUGUUUCUCGCAAAGCUUCCCCCUCCCGCGCCCCCUGUGCCAAAGUGUUCCGCCCUCCCUUCCCUUCUGCCCUGCCCUGACCACUUGGAGCCAGUCCUCCCGGCCCCUCCCCUAGGAUCUUCUCUCGGCUCCUCAAGGAGGAGGAGGAGAAGGAGGGAGGGAAAGCGGUGACCUGGAACAGGAAUGAUAAUAAAGGAGCUUUUGUACAGUC
Ornithorhynchus anatinus (platypus) is the source of this 1225-nucleotide messenger RNA. It is a transcript of the gene DNAJC5G, whose product is annotated as DnaJ heat shock protein family (Hsp40) member C5 gamma. The record is from RefSeq and is a predicted model, not a curated record. NCBI's taxonomy places the organism in Eukaryota, Metazoa, Chordata, Mammalia, Monotremata, Ornithorhynchidae.